Somion occarium is the source of this 3063-nucleotide messenger RNA. The record is from the annotation of a GenBank genome assembly. Lineage: Eukaryota; Fungi; Basidiomycota; Agaricomycetes; Polyporales; Cerrenaceae.
GCCGUUCUCCAUGUUCUGAAAUACACUUCAGCUUAAGUACUCGUUGAAUCAGUGGCAUACUUAGCAGACAUACCGUCGUCAUUACAGAGAUACAUGGCCUCAGCAGACCAAACCAGCUGGACACGAAGGUUAUCAGAUAAGAUAUCCCCCGUAGGCGAGUAUUUCACGAAGCAACUCCGUUCUUCCCCAAGGUUGGGGGCUCUGCACCUCCAAGAUGCGGGCUGCACACGGUCGGUCUGAUGAGUCCCCUUAUCGUUAGGCAAAGCCACUUUGAGCUUGUUGGCAAGCGCUCCCACACCUCAUUCUACCAACGCCGUUCCUUGUGCAGCCCACACGGUAACGGCCAGAAUCCGUUCGGGAGACUCAGUAAGUAACAGAUGGGCCGUGGUGUUGCAUGACUACUGUACUUUCAUCCCCCCCUUCCCGUAUCAGAUGAAUAUCAUCUUAACAACACAUGAUCGUGACUGCGUAUCCCUCGACGAUGGUAAGCUAUUUCUGGGGCCUGCGCUGAUUUUUUUUCCUAUCACCAUCUGCUCUUCAAUGUAACUUCGCGACACCAGCAUGCUUGUUGCUCGUGACACUGCCGAAGACUUUGAAAUUGUGUGGAGACCUAGAACUUCUUGGUACUGUCAAUCGAGACAACAUGGCGCAAUCGCUACACAGUCCCUGUACCUCAGUGAGCUGCCGCUCAGCCACUCUCGGCAAUUCUCAUGAAGUCAUCGAUGGCUUGGAUGUUCGAAUUCGACUACCCGAAACUUAACCGUUCUCAUACCGAAGCAUACCCGUCGGCAGCGUCGAUGCUUCCUCGAAGGAGAUAGUUCGAAUGUUGCUUCUAUCGUGUUCCCCACUCUGCGUCAGUUUCAACCCCACAUGCUUUGAAUUGUACCGAACAUGCGGUUCCCGUUUCCCCGCAUCUGCGUCACGACUGCUACUCUUUCUCGACAUGGGCUUUUACUCCCUUCUGUCCCGCACGGUUGCUGAAGAACCUAGUCCUUGUGCUUUCAAAUCGGAACAGCCGGUACGAUAUGGCUCUGGAGCCAAUGCGGACACGGAUAUAAAGCUUUCAUGGGGACUGUUGGGUUCCAUAGCUAGCAGCUCUUUCGGCUCUUCCUGAUGGCCUGGACGUUGAACUCUCUGCUUUUCGUGUCUCGAGAAUUCACGCCCUCAACCGCGGACAAAGCGCUAAAGAACGAACAGCAAUCCGAGUAUGUGAAGCAACUAUGGACGUUCCUUGCUAGCGUUGUUGCUCUCCUUACUCUAAUUCGCUUCGCUCGCCUCGGUUUGUCUUUGGUCUUAAAGCCCAAGUUGUCUUCCGAUUUCCCAUCGUCGACGACGAAGAAGGCAGACUUGGAACGCAUCCAACCUGGCCACAACGGCAAGGUAUCUUGGCGGCGUUUACCCACUGCCUUUAGCUCUGCAUUUUGCAUUGUCGCCUUUCGUUUCAACGUUCAAAUUGGACCCCGAGCUUAUGCUUCGAUUGCGGAGCUUGCCUUUAUUUUCGGAUAUAUCAUCGCUGUUAUUGUCUGGUUACUGAUUGAUACCGAGGAUUUGAACUCCUGGUUUUUCGAAGACAGAGCUGCUCACUUCGCAUCAUGUCAACUACCACUGAUCGUAGCGUUGGCCGGCAAGAACAACGUGAUUUCCUUCCUCACGGGAGUAUCUCACGAAAAAUUGAAUGUUUUACAUCGAGCAGCUGCAAGAACAUGUCUCAUACUACUCUGGAUGCAUGCCAUUUGUCGAGCCGUUGGAGGAUUAUCUGGGAAGUUUGACUUCACACAUGGAUGGAUGCAGUGUGGCGCAACUGGCCUCGCUGCGUUCACGCUGGCGAAGAUUCUAUCCAUACGACCAAUUCGUAACGCCUUCUUCGAGUUUUUUCUUGUAUCUCAUAUCAUCCUUAUAGCUAUCUUCCUGGUGGCAGGUUACGUCCACGCUCGUGACCCUGGGUACGGCGAUUACAUCUGGCCUGCUCUUGUAGUGUGGGCUUUUGAUCGAGUCCUACGUUUGGCGCGACUCCUGUGGAAUAAUCGUGUGGGCCGCUCUUCCGAGCAACAUCAUUCUACUGCCACCGUUGAGCUUUUAUCCGAGGACACAGUUCGUCUUACUCUUCGCCGACAGUUCAACUGGAAGCCAGGUCAGCACGCAUAUGUGAUCCUGCCCACAGUAAGCGAUUUGCCGUUCGAGGCGCAUCCCUUCACAAUUGCCAGCAUUCCCGACGCACUCGAUGGGACAACUGGAUCGAGGGAGAAAGAAGUGGUUUUCAUUAUCCGGGGAAGAAACGGCUUCACUGGUCGUCUGAGGGAUCACGCGUGUGAUAACAACGGACAUUCUACUGUCCCUGCUCUUGUUGAUGGUCCAUACGGUUGCCCACCCGAUCUUACACAAUACACUACGUGCGUCUUGAUUGCAGGCGGGUCAGGUGUCAGUUACACUUUGCCCUUGUUGUUAAAUCUCGUACACAAAGCACGUGCAAGGAAGUCGUUGACUCGACGGGUUAUUUUUGUAUGGGCUGUUCGUAAUCCAGAACAUCUAAAGUGGAUCUCGAAGCUUCUCUCGGAAGCUCUUCAAGCUGCUCGAACUUCGACGCUGGUGAUAGACCCUCGAGUUUACAUCACUGGGCCAAGUUGUCCCAUUCCAGAGAUACCGCCUAUAUCGAACGACAAGGAUUCCUCCGACGGCAGCAUGACGCCUACUUCGGUGAACUCAGAAGAGAAGUCCGAACUUCCAACGUAUUCGACUUUGAAAAUAACGCAUGGUCGCCCAAGUAUCUCUCGCAUCCUUCGCGAUGAGAUUUACACGUCGCCCGGGCCAGUGUCUGUUGAUGUUGCAGGGCCUUCUACUCUCUCCCAUUCCGUGGCUCGUGUCUUAUCAUCCGGUCCCUCUAGUCCGAUGGGCAUACUCAAGGGUGCACCCUCGGUAACUCUUCAUGUGGAGACCUUUGGUAUGGCGCAUUGACACCAUAACAACAUAGUAAUCAGUUAUGACUAUUUGUGUAUCGAUACUGCAGUAUCCCACCAACUUAGAAUAUAUAUCUAUAUCCUCGACCCUCAUCUACGUUGUUUUCCC